Marchantia polymorpha subsp. ruderalis is the source of this 2971-nucleotide messenger RNA. The record is from the annotation of a GenBank genome assembly. NCBI's taxonomy places the organism in Eukaryota, Viridiplantae, Streptophyta, Marchantiopsida, Marchantiales, Marchantiaceae.
GAUUAAUACAAGGGCACCUUUAAUAGAAAGAAAAGAAGGGAGGGCCGAGGGCUUCCCUAAUCCCUGCGGCUGCAGCAGCACAGUCCUCGGGGCCAGAGAGAGCAGCAGGGGAACAGAAGAGGACGAAGGAAGCGCAGGCUUCGUUUCUUGAAUCCAUCAACCCACGAACGAAUGAACGAGCGACCACGAGGCCCAAAGCCCAGCAGCAGGAGGCCCAAGCCCAAGCCCGGCACGGACCGCGACGCGACGAGGCAGCAGAGCUUGCCGAAUUUGAAACAGUCAAAAAUUCAAACCUACCCGCCGUCCUCUCUGCGUCUCCUCGGACGAGGAGCGACUUGCCCCCACGCUUGCCCCCGUCGACAAGCACCUCGAGGCGAGGACGAGACAGAGACAGAGAGAGGGAUUGAAGGUUUAUUGCUGGCAGCGGAGGCGAAGCGGGGCUUCGGCAGCGAUUCGAUCGGCGCCGUGGAGCAGGAGCAGGAGCUGCAGGUUGGUUCGCCGAUGGCACGGACUAGGUGACAAUGCCGCUGUACAGACGAGGGAUUGAGUGAUGCGCUGAUUGGAACGAGGUCGAGCGAGCGAGCGAGCGAGGGCUUUGGGUUCUGACGAGGAGGCAGGUGUAGGUUUUUUGGUUGGGGCAUUUGUGGCAUUUGGGGUGUUUGGGGAUUGGGGAUUGAGGAUUGUGGAUUGCGGAUAGAGGAGGAUGAGACAGGUGUGGCGAGCGAAUGUGGAAGGAGGCAGGAGUAGACUAGAGGUCGAUUCGCUGGUCUCAGCGCGGAGAGCUUGAUGACGGGCGAGGGAAACAGCGGAGAACGAAUUCGGCGAAAUGAUGGGCGGUCCGCUCGCUAGUGUGCACGAACAUUUAACAUGUGCGCGGGAGUAUGCGUUGCUGGGCAACUAUGACACGGCCCUCAUUUUUUUCGACGGAGUCAUCGCGCAAAUCAACAAGCAUUUGAACAGUGUCGAUGAUCCAUACAUUCGGUCCAAGUGGGUGAAAUGCAAGAAGGAUCUCUUUGAAGAGUUUGAAAUUGUGAAGCAUAUUGAUGCAGAAAGGCAGGGGUUUAAGGAGGCACCAGGUGCCACACCUCGCCCAGGCUCUCCCUUCCUUCCCCCUAAAUCUUACCCUUCUGUAGAUGAAUACGGCUCUUAUCCUCCUGUGGGUGGCCGGGAUGACGGGUUUGAGGAUCCAGAUGUGUGGAGACCCCCUACACGUGAAGCUCCCCUUCAGUAUGGAAGUAGACGGCCAACCAGGGCGGGUCAACUGGCAGCUGCUGCCCAAGCCAAGAAAAUGGCUCAAGAUGGGGAAAGGGUAUCACCUUGGGUACGAGGGAAGGUAGAACCUAAGGGGGUAGUGAAGGGGACAAAAAUUAGUAGCUCAGGACCCGCAGGCAAAGGACCCAGUGCAACCGGAACAGGAGCUGGACGCCCGGCAUCUAAGGAGACAGCCCGGAAAAGCUCAGGUCGAUCAACUCCCAGCAAGAGAGAAUCUAUGUCAAGUGAAGAUGAAUCAAAGAAGGAGCGGAAGUUGAAGUAUGAAGGCCCUGAUCCAGAUCUCGCUGCAAUGUUAGAGAGAGAUGUCCUGGAGACCAGUCCUGGCGUGCGAUGGGAACACAUUGCUGGCCUAACAGAGGCAAAACGUCUUCUAGAGGAAGCUGUCGUUCUGCCGUUGUGGAUGCCUGAAUAUUUCCAGGGCAUUCGUCGACCAUGGAAGGGUGUACUUAUGUUUGGUCCGCCAGGAACUGGAAAGACCUUGUUGGCCAAAGCAGUUGCCACGGAAUGUGGAACAACUUUUUUCAACGUCUCGUCAGCUACGUUGGCCUCCAAAUGGAGGGGUGAGAGCGAACGUAUGGUGCGGUGUUUGUUCGACUUAGCAAGAGCUUACGCUCCGAGCACUAUCUUUAUUGAUGAGAUUGAUUCACUCUGCAAUGCUCGUGGAGCGUCAGGAGAACACGAAUCAUCAAGAAGAGUAAAGUCGGAGCUUCUUGUACAGGUGGAUGGUGUGAACAAUAUCACCACGGGUGAAGACGGUGACAAGAAAAUCGUGAUGGUUUUGGCAGCCACAAACUUCCCAUGGGAUCUGGAUGAAGCUCUCCGGAGGAGAUUGGAGAAGAGGAUUUACAUUCCUUUGCCGAACGAGGAGAGUAGGCGGGACCUUAUCAAGAUCAAUCUGAAGGACGUCGAUAUAGCGAAGGAUGUGGAUAUAGAGGAGCUUGCCAGACGUACAGAGGGUUAUAGUGGUGAUGAUUUGACAAACAUAUGCAGAGAUGCAUCUAUGAAUGGGAUGAGGCGCAAGAUAGCAGGUAAAACACCCGAUGAGAUCAAGGGCAUGACCAAAGAUCAAAUGUAUGAGCCAGUUGCCAUGCGAGACUUCGAUGAUGCCCUUGCCAAAAUUUCACGCUCUGUCUCUACUGCUGAUAUUGAGCGCCAUGAGAAAUGGUUGGCAGAGUUUGGUUCUGCUUGAUGUAGUCUUACUUUAAAUUCUUCCCCCCCACAAGAGCAGAAUAAUGAAAUGUUGUAACACUUUGUUGCUGGUUAUCCCUGAAGUCUCUAUGCUGGGUUAUUGAGGUUUUUCUCUCUCCUCCCCAACUAAAGCGGGAAGUCUGGUGAGAAAAUUCAUGCCUAACCACUUUGCCCAAUCAUAACUUAUAAAAGUUAUAUGCAAAGCAGUAUGAAAUAGAGGAUCACUGCUCUGGAAUAGUCGCGUACUAUCUCUUUCACGCAUGUUCAUAUGUGCAAAGGAGCUGCCUAGGUUGGACGCUAUGUGAAUCUCUCAACGACGUCAACUUUAUACCCACUCUUUGGGCAGAUUACACAACCUGAUCAUACAGUCAGGUUUCCAUAAGCAGAUCUACACUCCAUUUAGUUCUGUACAUUACCAUUUUCAUUUCUCGCUUUGAAGCUGGCCCCUCGACUAUGCCUUGGAGUUAAUAGAAUAGUGUUAUUUUUCUAUCUAAGUUUGAAUAUCUGCGUC